This is a messenger RNA of Pistacia vera, 2483 nucleotides long. Its product is annotated as alkaline/neutral invertase A, mitochondrial. Gene Ontology annotation, molecular function: endo-alpha-N-acetylgalactosaminidase activity; sucrose alpha-glucosidase activity. Lineage: Eukaryota; Viridiplantae; Streptophyta; Magnoliopsida; Sapindales; Anacardiaceae. Gene Ontology annotation, cellular component: mitochondrion. The record is from RefSeq and is a predicted model, not a curated record. The transcript has 7 exons. The coding region runs from base 126 to 2159 and encodes 677 amino acids. Gene Ontology annotation, biological process: sucrose catabolic process.
UUUAGCUUUUUAAUUAUAAUUAUUAAAUUAUAAAUUAUUCUCUGUUUUUAUAUUUUCAAGAUUAACAGAGACGUGUAAAUAUAAAAUUAGGAUAGAUUUACAUAUACUUGUAAUUCGUAACAACAAUGAAUACUAGUAGCUGUAUUGGAAUCUCUACUAUGAAGCCUUGUUGUAGAUUCUUGAUUGGUUACAGAAUCUCCUCAAUAUUUGGGGUUUCUAAUUUCAAAUCGAGAGAUUUAGUUACAAGUAAUUUGUCGAAGUCACAAUCGAAAUCGGUUCUUCGUAAUGGGGAAGCAAGAUGUAAGGUUAUAGGUUAUAAUAAGUGUGUAGUUGAUCCGAAUCGGAGGACUUUUUGUGUAUCCGAUUCGAGUUGGGCUCCCGCGAAAGGGUUAGGAAAGAGUAGUUUUCGUGUUUAUAAAGCUAGGAAAAGGGGUGUUUUAGUAAUUCCCAAUGUAGCGUCGGAUUUUAGGAAUCACUCAACGUCAAUUGAAAAUCAUGUUAAUGAGAAGGGUUUUGAGAGGAUUUACAUUCAAGGUGGUUUGAAUGUGAAGCCUUUGGUAAUUGAAAGAAUUGAAUCAGGAAAUGAAGCGGUGAAAGAGGAAGAUAAUAGGGUAGAUGUUAACGGGUUAGGUGUAAAUUUAGAUAAUUUGAAGCACUUAGAUGAGAAUGUCAAAGCUCAGAGAGAAGCAUCGAAGAUUGAGGAGGAAGCGUGGAAGUUGCUUCGAGAUUCAAUUGUGAGUUAUUGUGGGAAUCCAGUGGGUACAGUUGCAGCUAAUGAUCCUGCAGAUAAGCAACCGUUGAAUUACGAUCAGGUGUUCAUUCGUGAUUUUGCACCUUCAGCACUUGCCUUCUUGCUAAAUGGAGAAGGGGAGAUUGUCAAGAAUUUUCUUCUUCACACAUUGCAGUUGCAGAGUUGGGAGAAGACUGUGGACUGCUAUAGUCCUGGGCAAGGGCUGAUGCCAGCAAGUUUUAAAGUUAAAACCGUGCCUCUGGAUGGAAGUGAUGGAGCGUUUGAAGAGGUUCUAGAUCCUGAUUUUGGUGAAUCAGCUAUUGGUCGUGUUGCACCUGUUGAUUCUGGGUUAUGGUGGAUCAUUUUGUUGAGAGCAUAUGGAAAGAUCACAGGUGACUAUGCAUUGCAGGAGAGGGUGGAUGUCCAGACGGGCAUAAGGCUGAUCCUAAAUUUGUGUUUAACUGAUGGAUUUGACAUGUUUCCAUCUCUGUUAGUCACUGAUGGGUCCUGCAUGAUUGAUAGACGUAUGGGUAUCCACGGACACCCUCUUGAAAUCCAAGCCCUGUUCUAUGCUGCAUUACGCUGCUCCCGUGAGAUGCUCAUUGUCAAUGAUGGAACUAAGAACCUGGUAGCUGCUGUAAAUAAUCGACUUAGUGCACUCUCAUUUCAUGUCAGAGAAUAUUAUUGGGCGGAUAUGAAGAAAAUCAAUGAGAUCUACCGUUACAAGACAGAAGAAUACUCUGUAGACGCCGUCAACAAGUUCAAUAUCUAUCCUGAUCAAAUUCCUUCAUGGCUAGUUGAUUGGAUACCCAAUGAAGGUGGCUAUCUCAUUGGCAAUCUAGAACCCGGUCAUAUGGAUUUUAGGUUCUUCACACUUGGAAAUCUUUGGGCCAUUGUUUCUUCUUUAGGUACCCCAAAGCAGAAUGAGGGUAUUCUGAAUUUGAUUGAGGCCAAAUGGGAUGAUCUUGUUGCUCAUAUGCCUCUUAAGAUUUGUUACCCUGCUUUGGAGUAUGAGGAAUGGCGUAUAAUCACUGGCGGUGACCCAAAGAACACCCCAUGGUCGUAUCAUAAUGGUGGAUCUUGGCCAACACUCCUAUGGCAGUUCACCUUGGCCUGCAUCAAGAUGGGAAGACCAGAAUUAGCACAAAAGGCAGUUUCUAUGGCAGAGCAGAGGCUAUCAGUGGAUAAAUGGCCUGAAUAUUACGACACACGAAGUGGGAAGUUCAUAGGCAAGCAAUCCCGGCUUAACCAAACUUGGACAAUUGCUGGUUUCUUGACCUCAAAGAUGCUCCUGGAGAACCCAGAGAAGGCAUCCUUGUUGUUUUGGGAGGAGGACUACGAGCUCCUCGAGACAUGUGUUUGUGCACUUAGCAAAACCGGUCGAAAGAAAUGCUCACGCAUUGCUGCAAGGACCAAGAUCCUCGUCUAAUCCCAAGCAAACAUCUCUUUAUCGCCUUCUGUGACCAUCACUGGCAUAGUUGGAAUUCUUUAGAAAAUAAUAAGACCAAGGAAGAAAAUUCCCCUCUCUGAACACGUUCUGAAGUUGACUUCAUGUUUAACAGCCAAAAUUACUGAUUGGUUGUAACAUUCAUUGAAGUAUUUGACUGAUUUGAUUUAGUGGCUAUGUUUUUAGAUAGCCUCUUAACUCAAUUUAUUGCUGAAAAUUGCAUGUAUUCUUUGAUACAAGUAGUUGGACAUCAAUAUACUUUUGACUUCAUUUGUAUAAGCUUUAAAUCAUUUAACUCUUAUUUUC